Triticum aestivum (bread wheat) is the source of this 1647-nucleotide messenger RNA. Its product is annotated as putative cyclin-dependent kinase F-2. Gene Ontology annotation, molecular function: protein serine/threonine kinase activity; ATP binding. Gene Ontology annotation, biological process: protein phosphorylation; regulation of mitotic cell cycle. Gene Ontology annotation, cellular component: nucleus. The coding region runs from base 201 to 1322 and encodes 373 amino acids. The transcript has a single exon. The record is from RefSeq and is a predicted model, not a curated record. Lineage: Eukaryota; Viridiplantae; Streptophyta; Magnoliopsida; Poales; Poaceae.
AAACCUGGUGAGGCAAACAGCGAGAUCUGUUUGUGUGUAACCUAGCCGUGCUCUCGCACUCGGCGUCGAUAUACCUAGGGAUGGCGCCGAUCCACGCGGAAGUGCGCGCCCCCAUCGAUCGGCCGCUCCCGCCGUCCCCUCCGCCUGCGCCACGCGCUCCCGCAGCCCACCAAAAGCACCAGUAGCAGCCAAGCGCCGCCAUGGCCGUCCGCAAGCGGCCUGCCGCCGUCCACGCCCGCGCGACGACCACCAAAGGCUGCAAGAGGAGGCGCAUCCGGAUCGGCAGCACCGAGGACUACGAGUUCGACGACACGCCCUGCCUCGGCAAGGGCAGCUUCGGCACCGUCGUCAGGGUGCGCCACCGCGCCACCGGCAGGACCGUCGCGAUCAAGUUCCCCUGCGGCUCCGAGGACCCCGCCGACGCCGCAGCCGAGCUCCGGCGCGAGGCCGGCUUCCUCACGGCCUGCGCCGGGAACCCUUACGUCGUCGGCUCCCACGGCCUCGUCUGCGACCCGGCCACCCCAAGGCUCGGGCUCGCCAUGGAGUACGUCGCCGGGCCGAGCCUCCACGCUUUCUUGCGGGAGAGGGCGCCACUCCCGGAGCCCAUCGUGUGCGCCUACAUGUGGCGGCUGCUCACCGGCGCCGAGAAGAUGCACAGGCUCGGCAUCGUCCACCGCGACCUCAAGCCAUCCAACGUCCUCGUCGGGAAAGGGGGAAAGAUCCUCAAGAUUUGCGACCUGGGACUCGCCAUGUCCCUGCGCACGGCCGACCGGACGCGGUGCAGCGACGCCGGCACGCUGCCGUACAUGGCGCCCGAGGUGCUCCUGGGGAAGCCGGACUACGACGCGGGGGCGGACACGUGGUCGCUCGGGUGCGUCAUGGCCGAGAUACUCACCGGCAGGCCGCUGUUCAAGGGCGACGUGAGAAGGGACGAUGCGGUACGUCAGCUCCGCACUAUCUUCCGCGUCCUCGGCUCGCCGGACGACAGGACGUGGCCAGAGUUCACGUCGCUGCCGCUCGCCGGCGCGGUGCAUAGAUCGGUCCAGUUCCGGGAGCAGCAGCGCAGCACGCUGGGAGACCUCUUCCCCGCGGAGAUGCUGUCCGAGGACGGCUACCAGGUCCUCAAAGGGCUUCUUGAGUGCAACCCCGGCAAGCGGCUGACGGCGGCCGCCGCGCUCCAGCUCCCGUGGUUCAUGCCUGAGAUCGACGUCGGCACCAACACGGACGACGCGUUCAUCCCGCCGGCAACGCCCAAGGAGGAGAAUCUGCUAAGGAUCCCACUUGAGAUGUGGAAGAAUGCGCAACGGCCUGAGUGUGCUUGAAGCAAUGGAGCCAUGUAGAUGCUCGAAGAAUACGCACUUGUUUUUGUAACUUCGAUCGUAUGUAUAUGUGUAUGUCACCAUGUCUGGGAGUAGAAGUUGUAUCUCUAUCUCCCAAUGAAACAUUCUCUGGUAUCCUCUAUUAGCAUAUGCACUCAAAUUCCUUUCUUAAUUUAGAUCAUAGGAGGGUUCAAGCCCAACCCACUAUAUAGCUGAGGAUGAACUGAAGAAACCUUGUAGAAUUGUAAAAACUUUGGAAAGUGCAAAGAAGAUACCGAAUCAUUUUGAAUUUAUGUCAAGUUACAGAUUACAACGCGUCACUGAGAAA